This is a messenger RNA of Sporisorium graminicola, 2364 nucleotides long. RefSeq lists its product as uncharacterized. The transcript has a single exon. Gene Ontology annotation, biological process: protein N-linked glycosylation. The record is from RefSeq and is a predicted model, not a curated record. NCBI's taxonomy places the organism in Eukaryota, Fungi, Basidiomycota, Ustilaginomycetes, Ustilaginales, Ustilaginaceae. Gene Ontology annotation, molecular function: alpha-1,2-mannosyltransferase activity. Gene Ontology annotation, cellular component: endoplasmic reticulum membrane. Bases 1 to 2364 code for a protein of 787 amino acids.
AUGUCGUCGGCAUCUCCUCACGUCCCUAAGGGACAGGGACUGCGCUUCCAGAAGCAGGGCGACGCUGCUUAUGCAAAGGCUUCGGCUGCCAGAGAUGCGGCUGCUGCCGAUGCACUUCUCUCUCGUCGCAACGCGCUGCUGCAGGACUACGCUCGAGCACAUCAGAAACCUGCUUGGUCACCCUCCAUUUCGGCCGCCUUCCGAUUCCUUGUCAUCAUCCGCGUGUCUUCGGCCAUGUAUUCCGUCAUCAAGGACUGCGACGAGAGCUUUGGCUAUUGGGAGCCGCUUCAUCUGCUUGUGUUCGGUAGGAGCGGCCAUAGUCAUGCGUCGGUUGCCUUUCAAACGUGGGAGUAUUCGCCUCAAUUCGCCAUCCGAUCUUGGGCAUUCAUCGUUCACUAUCUGCCGCUUGCAAAGGCGCUCGCCCGCUUUGGCAUGGGAAGGCGCCAGGUGUUUUUCGCCGUUCGACUGCUUCUCGCCUUUGUCUCUUCGCUGGUAGACGCAAGAUUUUACAAGGCCGUCGCCGACGUUUUCAGCGCAAGGGUGGGACGCUACUGUCUCAUGGCUAUGGCUACGAGCGCUGGUAUCUACGAGGCUUCGACCGCAUUUUUGCCCUCGACGUUUGUCAUGCAUGCUACCACCUUGGCCUUUUCGGCGUGUCUCUAUCCGGCACGAUUGCCCGCCUCGGACCCUUCGGUACUCUCGAACCCAUCGCAACGGCCCUUCAAACCCGAGCGCCUCUUGCUUUCGGCUCUGUCCUUCGCUGCAGGUGCCAUCAUCGGUUGGCCCUAUGCCAUCGUCCUCGCGCUCCCUUUCGUCCUUGAACAGCUCUUCUUGCGAGGUGAUGACAUUGUUGCCAAUGGCAAGUUUUACAACUGGAUCGUGUCCAGAUGGUCCACAGCUAUCGGUGCUGCCAUCUUUGCCACUAUCAUCGCUCUACCUGCCUUUGCCAUCGACACGCUAGCGUACGGCAAGCUCACCUUCGUGCCACUCAAUACGAUCCUGUACAAUCUCUUUUCUAGCACAAGAGGCGCCGGUCCCGAGCUGUAUGGCACCGAACCUUUCACCUUUUACUUUUCCAACCUCUUCCUCAACUUUACCAUCUUCUUCCCGCUCGCAUUGCUUUCGCUUCCUCUGCUGCUCGUAAGCGCACGUAUCGAUCCCAAGCGCUUCCAGAGACCAGCGCUCGAAACCAAGAAAGGUCACGCAUCCGUCGAGAGGCCCUCCAGCCUCUUUUCGCUUGCUCUUCUCCGCAUCGCCCCCUUCUAUAUCUGGUUCGUCGCACUCAGUCUCCAGUCGCACAAGGAAGAGCGCUUCAUGUAUCCCGCCUACACGCUGCUCUGCCUCAAUGCUGCCGUGUCUCUCUACCUCAUUCGUACCCUGUCCGAGGUGGUUUUCGUUCGAGUUACCAAGUCGCCCUACCGUGCUUCCAAGUCGAGCCUGUUUACCACCAUCACCUCGUCGAUUCUGGCUCUCGGACUUGUGCUUGGCGCACUGCGAUCUGUCGGUCAGCUCAACAACUACCACUCGCCCUUUGACGUGCUCUUCCACUUCGAAGGGUACGAGCUGCCCCGUGUCGUCGCGGAUCUGUUCCCUGACACGCUAAGCCCGCAAAUUCAGCAGCGCAUCGCGCGCGGUCUUUCGCCCGUCGCCACGGAGCAGGAGAAGGAGUACAACGAUCGCGGUUAUGGUGCCGAGAACAAGGGAAUUAGCGUCGAUCUUUCGAUCAGCCUCGCACCGCUGUCUACGCUCGAGACGCCCGUGAGGCUGUGCUACGGGAAGGAGUGGCAUCGCUUCCCAACACAUUUCCUCGUCCCGGCUGGGGUUGAGGUCGAGUGGAUCAAGAGUGAGUUCAGCGGGAUUCUUCCGAAACAUUUCGCCGUGGAUGCUGUCUCCUCAGUCCAGCCCUCCAAUGGCAUCGUCAAGACGCUGGACGCUACUCUCGGGUGGACAUGGCCGUGGUCUUCCGUCACCCGUCGCGUACAGUCCGGAUUCAACGACCUCAACAAAGAAGAGAUGGACCGCUACGUCGACGUCGGCACGUGCGAUUAUCUCGUGGACCUCGACCUGCCGCAUCGCAGCCUGGCUUCCAACGAGUCGCGCUACGAACCUCGGUAUGCCACCAUGGCCGACGAGUGGGACCGCGUGUUUUGCGGGGCGUUCCUCGAUGCCGAGUUCAGCAGGCCUGCUGUGGAUCCGCGCGACUCGUGGGUCAGCAGAGUGGGCAGGAAGGUUGCCGCGACCAUGCAUCGCGCGUUCUGGCUGCCCAAGAGUUGGCCGGGCAAUACGAAUGUGUAUGGCGAUUACUGUCUGUUGCGCAAUCGCGAGAGCAGUCUUGCUCCUACAAAAGCGAGUAACGAGGCGUAA